AUGGCGGAGGAGAUGCUGCUGGCGUGGGCAGCCGAGGGGACCAAGAGCGAUGGGGACGCCAUCCGGACCCUCAACACCCUGCAGACCAACGCCAGCUACCUGGAGCAGGUGAAGCGGGAGCGCGGCGACCCCCAGGCCCAGCUGGAAGCCAUGCAGGGCUUUUUGGAGAGGAGCGGGCUGAAGGUCGAGGACCUGGAUCGACUGAACAUCAUCCACGUCACAGGGACGAAGGGCAAGGGCUCGACGUGCGCCUUCACCGAGUGCAUCCUCCGCAGCUACGGGCUGAAGACGGGCUUUUACAGCUCCCCUCACCUGGUGCAGGUGCGCGAGCGGAUCCGCAUCAACGGGCAGCCCAUCAGCAAGGAGCUCUUCAGCAAGUACUUCUGGCUCGUCUACAACCGCCUGGAGGAGACGAAGGACCCGGCACACGCCAGCAUGCCGGCGUACUUCCGCUUCCUCACCAUCAUGGCCUUCCACGUCUUCCUGCAGGAGAAGGUGGACCUGGCGGUGGUGGAGGUUGGCAUUGGCGGUGCCUACGACUGCACUAAUAUCAUCAGGGCGCCAGUGGUGUGUGGGGUCUCUUCCCUGGGCAUCGACCACACCAGCAUCCUGGGGGACACCAUGGAGAAGAUCGCCUGGCAGAAGGGGGGUAUUUUUAAGCCUGGCGUGCCGGCAUUCACCGUGGCGCAGCCGGAGCGGCCGUUGGAGGUGCUGAGGGACCGAGCCCAGGAACGGGAGUGUCCCCUCUACCUCUGCCCGGAGCUGGACGCCUUUGAGGGGGGCCACCGGGUGCUGGAGCUGGGGCUGGCGGGCACCCACCAGCGCUCCAACGCCGCCCUGGCCUUGCAGCUGGCGCGGUCAUGGCUGCAGUGCCGCGGCUGCCAGGGUCUCGGGGAGCUGAAGGAGGUGCCGCCAGGCGCCGAGCUGGCGGGGAGGCCGGUGCCUCUGGCGCCCGCCUUUCAACCCACGGAUGCCAUGAUCCAAGGCCUGCGGGACACAGAGUGGCUGGGCCGGACCCAGGUGCUGCCCCACGGCCCCGUGACGUGGUACCUGGACGGGGCCCACACCACCAGCAGCGUCCAGGCCUGCGUCCGCUGGUUCCGCCAGGCUGCCCUCAACCAGGACAAGCCCCACGACGGCUCUGAGGUGCGCGUGCUGCUCUUCAACGCCACAGGGGACCGGGACACGGCGGCGCUGCUCAAGCUGCUGCUGCCCUGCCAAUUCGACUACGCUGUCUUCUGCCCCAACUUCAUGGAGGUGUCGGUGGCCAGCAACAUGGCUGGCCCCUGA
Nipponia nippon (crested ibis) is the source of this 1290-nucleotide messenger RNA. Lineage: Eukaryota; Metazoa; Chordata; Aves; Pelecaniformes; Threskiornithidae. The record is from RefSeq and is a predicted model, not a curated record.